AUGACAGCGAGAAUUUUUGCUCCAAUCACUAACAGAUUUCGAAGGAAGGCGGAAGGUCGCAAACGCCUGCUGGAAAACGACCUUGGCUUGCUUUUGCAGGAGGAUUUCCUCCAGGAACCAAUCGAAGACAAUCACACUUUAUUGGAAGAAACAGAACAAACACUUGAAACAGGCCAUAGGAAUUCCCUUAGUUCAGACACGAGGGAUAAUCAUGCUGUAAAACAUCUCGAGGAUUCAGAUAGUGGCGGCUUCAAAAUUACUACGAGAGAGAGGGCACCUGCAAAGAAAAGGCUGCGGGCUUUUGUCGGGAUUAUUUUAGCCCUGACGUCGGCUUUCUUUUUCACAUCAGGUGCGUUGAUGGUCAAGCUCGCCGAAAGCGUCUCAAGCGUACAGGUUUCUUUCAUGCGUUUGACGAUACAGUUAACUUGUAUACUCCCAACAAUGAUUUUCUACAAGGACAACUUCAUUUUUCCGUGGAGUAAAACCAAAUUUUUAGUCCUCCGGGGAACGGUCGGAGUCACAGCUAUGACAAUGAGUAUUUACGCAAUAAAGCACAUGCCUCUUGCAGAUGCUAGAGUGAUAUUUUACACAUCACCUGUUCAUACCGCUAUCAUUGCGCGGAUCUUCCUCAAAGAGUCCGUUAGCAAGUUUGACGUGGCAGCUAUGAUACUGAGUAUAGGAGGGGUGGUGCUGAUCGCAAGGCCUACUUUUCUGUUCGGAUCUCAGGGAGAACACUCUACCUCUAUACAAGCGUGGAUACCUACUCUUCUCGCUGUUUUGGCUGCGCUUGGUGCUGCUGUUACUGCCACUGUUACAAGGAAAAUGUCGCAAGAAGUGAGCAUCAGGGUAGUGAUAUUUUACUUUUUUCUUAUUGGAUCAGUCUUGACGCUUGCUUUAUCAAUGGCUUUAGGAUUUAAAUACCCAGACUGUGGCUCCUAUGAUACCAUUUACAUCAUUGUGGCUGCAUUUUGUGGAUUUUGCGGACAGUUACUUGCAACAAAGGCUUUAUCUAUGGAAAAAGCAUCAGUUGUUUCAUUGGUGCGUACAAUUGGAAUUGCGUACUCCUUUAUUUUUCAAAUAACUAUCCUGGAUGAUGCUCCAAGUGGAUUAAGUAUUGGUGGAGCAAUUCUUGUCUUGCUUUGUAAUGUUUGUAUUUUCUUAAAAAAAUUUUUGGAUGUAAAGAAGACCCAUGCAGAAGUUCCUAAACAGGAGGAGGAUACUGAACAUCAGUAAUCUUGCUAAUCUCUCAAUCACUUCUUGCCUGUCAGGCCUAGCCUGUGCACAGCCACCCCCUACCCUCCUGAUUUUCUUUUGGAGGGUAGGGGGAGGCUGUACACAGCUAGUCUGGCCAGGGUAGAAUUAAUCUUUGGUUCACUCUUCAGGGGGGCAGCUCAAAGAGAUGUAGGUGUAGGGCUUGAAUUAAUAGCCAGCCAAUGGACAUAAUCAGAAUUGGGAAUUGAGCAGGAAAUGAAAUCUUUGCAUAAUAAUUGCUAGAUGGGCUGUCUAGUCAAUUGUGCUUUUUAAAAAUUACCACGAGCAAAGUUUUUUACAAUCUCAAAAAAUAUUUUCUUUGAAACAAGGCUGAAAUUCUGUACUGAUGAUUGUCACAACUUUCCCUGAUAGCAUCAAUUUCUGCUGCUGGAAUGUGGCAUGUUGGUGUCUGAUAAGUCAAAGAACACCUGAGAUUUUGGGUUCAAAAAAAAUUCGUCGCAGAGGCAAUGCAGCAAUUGUCAGCAAAUAAUUGAUUUUGCAGGAUUCAACCAAUGCAGUUUGUUGUUCCAUCUUGCAUUCCAUGUUCUGAAAUUGAGGCUACCUUCACUAUGAAUAGGAGAAAAACUAUUAAACUGUAAUUUUCAUUGCAAACCCCACUGGAAUAUUGAGUUGGUCUUUUCAAAGAGGAAGCUUUUUUAGCAUAUGUAUGUAAGAAAUAAUGAUUUAUAAUGAUUAAAAUUUGUAUAGUGCAAAUUGUAUGUAAGCAUGAUCAAAUGCACUUUUUACGGGAAUUACAGAUAAAAGUCCAAUAUGUACAAACAAGUAAUUGGCGUUGAUAAAACUACAGAGAAAGACCUCAUUAAUAACAAAUAAAUAUUUUACAAAAUUUGGAUUCUAAACUAAUGAACUAACAGAUUAAAAGCAUUUUUAAGAAGGUAAAACUUAAGAUAUGUUUAAAAGAAGGUUAAGAUUUAAGGCCAGUUCAGUAUUUUAGCAUCAUGCAAUCUGGGAUCGUUGUUGCAAGUGUUUAAAAUUGUCCAAAUUUGACAUGCCAAAUGGGGUCAUGUCAGAGCAAACAUAAGCAUGUUGGAUGGAAUUACAUAACUAGCCCUUGCUUCUUAAUUAUUUCAAUCACUGCAAGUUAUUUGAGCCUCAAUUCAACCUUAGUGGCUCAUUCUGUGUGAGCUUAUCUCAGUUUCCGAAGCAUAUGGUGAAUUGGUUAUCAACAUCAAGUAACACCGUACAACUUUUUUUGAAACUGUAUCAUUCAAUUAUAUAUUUCUAUAGCUUCAAUUUUUUAUUGCACCUCGAUUCAAAUCACCGAGGCCUAUUUUUUGGCCAAUUAUUGGGAUAUACAUGAGAUGAGUUAUGGAAAAUUGGUUUUAGAGUUCCCUACUGGCAGAGGCCUAUUUUCUACAUGCUGGAAAUAAAAAGAUCGUGAGUGCGAAAAGUAAGCUUUCAUGCCAGGCAAGCAAUUUUUGUUGCUAUUUUUUAAAUGGCCGUCAACUGCUCACGUCACGCACCACUGUAUUUUUUCUUUUAGUUUGUGUGCUGCGUGACGGCAUUGCAAAACGGUUCCAAAGAAGUCUUUCGCAAGUUCCUCCGCACAGAUGAGAUGUAUGAGUUUGAAAAUUCUCAAAACCUGUUACAAAUUAUAUUUUAGCAAUCAGUUUGUUGUUAUAUUCUCUUGUACCUUGAAAAAAGUUUUGAAACGCGAACAGUUGCUACGUUGUGUCGAUUGCGUUACAUUUCUGUUCCACUUGUCAAAAUUGACUGUUGCCAUGACAACUACAAUUAACAAGAUGUAGCGAGUUGCUCUCUUGGUCAACAGGAAUAUGAAGCCUCUUGGUUGGGAUGCCGGCUGUAAAUGAGAGCUAUCAUAUGCGCUCUUUUACGAUGGAGAACCAUUUUCAUGACGACAGUAUUAAUCUGAGUGGUUUUUCUCAGUCUGUUGUGAAAUUAAGUUACCUAAACAACAGCGAGAUCGAUUUUAAUAAUUCAGAUAGCCAUCGGUCGCUCCAUUUACCACCGAUUGUAAAUCCUCCAGUUAUUCCUCCAGUUAUUCCUGUAAAAUCCGAAAUAUCCAUCGUCUGUAUGAAGUGCGAAGAAGAAAUUAAAGUCCGCCAACUAAAAGAACAUCAAGAAUUUCACAACGCUUUGGAAAUGUUCCGAUUCAACAUGGAACGAAAACCUUCGAGUGUCAAACAAUUAGUCAAACGACGGCGAGCAAUUAUGCGUCGACUCAACGAGACAGCUAACUCUGAAAAUCCAGUUUCCAUGAGGAAACUCCAGAAAUUGAACCAGGCUUAUGAGCUCCUCAAGGCUGAUAUCGAAGGAACAAAAACAGCUCUUCGAAACGAGGACGAUCUUUUCCAAAUCCAGCCUAGAACUGAAGGUUGGGGAACAGUCCUCAACUGUGCGCUAGCGUUCGGCAUUUGUCAACAUGCGAAUUCGCGAUGGAAAACGUCGAUGGAAGAUCGUUUCGCGUUUAAGGAUCUUUUCUGUAACGAUCCUCAGAGCGGGUUCUUUGCUGUUUAUGAUGGUUAUUCGGGAAGUAUGGCUGCUGAAAAAUGCGCGCGUUAUUUGGGUGAAAUCCUUGAGGAGAAGGUCGAAAGAAUUUACAACACAAGCAUGAAACACAAAAACGUCGACGCGGAAAUCUCGGCCGCUUUUAACGAUGCAUACGAGGAGAUGGACAAAAUUUUGCUAUACGGUGUAGAAGAACAAUCAAGAAAUCGCUGGAGUGGUUGUUCUGCUCUGACUUGCUUGCUGAGGGGAAAUAAUUUGUAUGUGGCCAAUGCCGGGAACAUCCGAGCGGUUUUGUGCAGGGGGGAUGGCUCGAUAGAACGCUUAUCCAACGAUCACAGUCCCUGGGAUAAAAAAGAGCGUCAUCGCAUAAGGAAAGCUAAAGGAGACGUAACUAAAAGCGAUAAAACAGCCUUGGUUAAUGGUGUGGUUAGAAGCACCCGAGGUCUCGGAAAUCAUGGAGAUCCCAUUCUGAAAACUAGCGUGAUUAGAACACCAGUGGUCAAUUGCCUUACUUUGGAGGACACCGACCAGUUUCUUAUUCUUGCGUCAGAUGGGGUUUGGCAAGUUUUCAGUGAGGAAGAGGUCAUUCUUCUUAUGGAGGAUCUUAUACCAGAUAUUGAUGUAAGGGCCAUUGUAAAGAGAAUGCAAGAGAGAGCUUCUGCACUUGAGGUGGGACUGCCUGUCCCAAAGUGGAAUGAAAUUCCCAGACGUAACAAGGGUGCAGCAGAUACUGAGGGAGACAGUGACAUGUCACUGAUACAGACUACUGAUCAAAGUUCACUAGAAAACAUAGCAAGUGACGAAGAAAAUGAUAAUUCCAUAGAGAGAUUCCAAAAAAUGGACAUAGAAAUGGAUGAAAAUAAAAAUGCGACAAAUUCUACUGAGUUACUGCCUUCCCCCUCUGCCAGAUCACGAACUGCAAAGGUCUUGCGAGAAGAAAAGGCUUCGGCGCUUGCCAAGGCCCUGAGUGAACGGCUGGUGGAAGGUUCUAUCCUGGCUGGUAGCCAUGACAAUAUCACUGUUGCAGUUGUUCUUUUGAGUGGAUGUCCGCUUCAGAUGUUUCUUUUGCCAUCACUGUGA
Pocillopora meandrina is the source of this 4821-nucleotide messenger RNA. The record is from the annotation of a GenBank genome assembly. Lineage: Eukaryota; Metazoa; Cnidaria; Anthozoa; Scleractinia; Pocilloporidae.